AUGAUGCCCAUGCAACCCCCGCCCCAACCACCACACCAGCACUUCAACCCCAAUCCUGCCGCCAUGAACCAACGACAGCAACACCAACAGCAGCAGCGCUACAACCAAGCCUCCGCUUCCUCCAUGGGCUUCUAUCCUCCCAACGCCGUCAAUGCGCACGACUCCUACCAAGCCUCCCUGCCGCCCGCGUCGCCGCAACCCGUGUACUCCUCCCCACACGCUGCGCCCUCCAUCCAGCUCCACGAUGCCCCGCCAACAAAUCCACCCUCGUCGUCCAACACCACCCACGACGCCUCCUUCGCCUCCUCCACUUCCUCCUCACUCCCCUCCUCCUCCAGGCUUCGCCGCGUACGUCCAGACACAGAGGAGAUCAAGCGCGUCGGUCGCUCCCACUACGUAGAGCUCCUCGGCUUCCUCCGCACCCACCUCGCCAAAGUCGAACAGACCGCACCACGCUCCAACGCACGCGAAAAACUUACCCGUCUCAGCAAGCAGCAGUUCACAGAGCUCUCCACAGACGUCUACGACGAGCUCAUGCGCCGCCAAAACAGCGCAAAGGAUGCCACCACACAGCCCUUCCUCGCCGUCCGCGACGAGUUCCAUCCAAAACGCAAUCAGGCACGCCAAAAGCUCGCCACCUUGCCCAAGAAUCGUUUCAAGGACCUCGCCUCGGACGUGUUCUUCGAGCUCGAACGCCGCUUCCCCGAGCUCAAGCACGAGUUUCGUCCAGAGGCCAUCGCACGCGAACGGGCACGUGAACAGCAGAUGCGCGACGAGGCCGAAGCUGCCCUACAACGCAAGGACUCGGUGGGCCAACCACAACCCUCCACCUCGGACCGCAUCGUGCCCGCCAAGAGCACGCUCGUCGAGGAGGACAUCGCCGUGCCGUACUCGGCCAACGCAUCCAAGUCGGGCCUGCGCAGCGCCGACACCGACGCCGCCUCCGAGAGGGUCUCGUCGCCGCUGCGCGACUCGAUCGGCUCCAACGGCCUCAACGGCAUCCCCGACAACCGCAGCACCAUGUACAGCCAGGCGAGCAGCGUAGGCACCGGCUUCUUCAACGGAUACACCGGCAGCACCGUCGCAGGCAGCAUCGCCAGCCCCAACCUCGGCCGCUCCAGCGCAUUCGAGUCGUCCGACGCCUCGUCGGCCAUGCUCGAAAAGAUGCGCUCCGACUACGAACUGCGCAUCGCCAAGCUGCAACAGCAGGUCAGCUCGCUCGAGGCGCAGGUGGCCGAGGCGGGCACACGCGUGCGCAACGCAGACGAGCUCGCCGGCCGCAACGAAGAGCUCGACCGCCAGCUGAGCCAGCUGCGCAAAGAGCUCGACGAAGCCAAGCAGAAGCACGACGACCAGCGCGACCAACACCGCGAGCUGGCAUCGCAAAAGGACUCGGAGCUCGAGUCGGUCAGGAGAGAGCUCGCCGAACGCGCCACCAUCGGCGGGCCCGCCGACUUUGAGGCGCUGCAGAAGGAGCAUGCGCAGCAGGCCGAGGUGGUGGGCGAACUCAAGCAAGAAGUGAGCACGCUGCUCGAGGAGCUUCGCCAGCUCUCGGCACGCCACGAGGAGAUGCAGGCGGAUCGCGACAACGACGUGACGGUGAUCAAGGACCUCAACGCGCAGAUGGCCAACUACAAGCGGCUCUACGAGACGGCCAAGACGGAGCUGCGCAAUCUCAAGGCCACCUCGCAGCUGUACGUGCAGCCGCCCAAGGCGGACGACUUCCUGGCGGCGUCGGAGCGAGGCGCGAUCGCCGACGUCAACCUCACGGCGUUCCAGAGCUCGAUCGACGAACUGCUCGCAGCGGCGCGAUCCAAGACGCCGGGCAAUGUGCUGCUUUCGAUGAAGACGGUGGUGCUCGCCACGACGCUCGUCACCGACGAUGUGGCCAAGUACGAGCAGGUGCCUGCCAACGCGGCGGAGCUGUCGGGCGACGAGCAGGAGCAGCUGAUGGCGCUCAAGUCCAAGUGCUCGGCCACGCUCAACAACCUCAUGACGGCGUGUCGCAACCACGCCUCGUCGCACGGCCUGUCGCCCGUGAGUCUGCUGGAUGCGGCGGCGAGCCACGUGUCGGCGACGAUUGUGGAUCUGGCGAAGCUGCUCAAGGUGCGCAAGGCGAGCAAGAGCGAGGCGGACGAGUUCCAGGCGAGGUUCGGCGAGGAUGCGGCGGCGGCGGGGCGGCUCAAGCCGCUGCACAUCAAUGCGCAGGCGGCGAGCCGCGAUGCGAGCGCCACGCUGUCGCCCAACACGGCCAACACGUUUAGCUUUGCGAGUCUCAACCCGAGCGACGAUCGUUUCUCGCCGCGCAUCCGCAACAGCCCGACCAUGGGGCGCUACUCGCCCAUCGGAUACAAGGCCGAGACCAUCCGCAAGGAAUCGGGCGGCGACAGCCAGUGGCGCAGCCGUGCCACCUCGUUCUCGUCCACGGGCAGCGCCGGUGCCAAUCUCAGCACGCCCAGCAUGGCUGCAAUGCCCGAGAUGCCCAGCCUGGACGGAGCCAAGCGAUACAUGGCGGACGUUUCGACAUUGUCGUCGUCGUCGGCAGCGACAGCAGCGGCAGGCAACGGCAAUGGCAACGGCAGCAAGGACGUGGCUGGUGGUGUCAACGGUGGGGCAGCGGUGACGGGGUCGCCGCAGACGAGCGACAGCCAGGUGCAGAGGUCCGAGACGUACGACAGCCUGCACACGACGACGUCGGCGAGCGGGAGCGGAUUUGGAAGCCAUUCGGGCGAGGAGAACUGGACGGAGCUGCGCAACUACAUCGAGGUGCAGACCGAGGCGAUUGUGCAUUCGAUCCAGGCGCUGCUGUCUGCGAUCCGCGAAGGAGCGCAGGGUGUGCAGCUGAGCGAGAACCUCACGCAGAUCACGACGAUUGUGUCGUCGAUUGUGGCGAUCUCCAAGGGCAACCUGCCUGCCAAGAGUCGUGCCGAGGGCGAGCGCAUCCUGGACGAGCUGACGGACAACUGCGACCAGCUGAGCGAGAUGCAGAGCCACCCGACGUUCGACAAGAGCACCAAGUCGAGUAUGGCGAGUGCGUCGUAUGGGGUUGCCAAGGGUCUCAAGGCGCUCAAUGUGCUCUUCAACGAGGCGGAUGCGUCGCAGUAG
Messenger RNA from Moesziomyces aphidis, 3105 nucleotides. NCBI's taxonomy places the organism in Eukaryota, Fungi, Basidiomycota, Ustilaginomycetes, Ustilaginales, Ustilaginaceae. The record is from the annotation of a GenBank genome assembly.